AUGGAAGGGAUAAAACACAAGACGAUUAAUGUGAACGGAAUAAGCAUGCAUGUAGCAGAAAAAGGGGAGGGACCGGUGGUUCUAUUGCUCCAUGGUUUCCCUGAGUUUUGGUACACUUGGCGUCACCAAAUCACAGCACUUGCGGCCUCAGGAUACCGUGCUGUGGCACCGGACUUACGUGGGUAUGGAGAUACAGAAGCUCCGGCGAGCAUCACAAGUUACACAUGUCAUCAUGUGGUUGGGGAUCUGGUGGGUCUUAUAAAGUCUUUGGGAGAGGAAAAAGUGUUUCUUGUGGCACAUGACUGGGGAGCUUUAAUAGGAUGGUAUUUGUGUUUGUUUAGACCUGAUUUGAUCAAAGCUUUCAUUUCAAUUACUGUUCCAUUCAGACCUAGACUUCUUAAUAUUAAACCUGUUGCGGCCAUGCGUGCGUUCUUUGGAGAUGAUUAUUAUAUGUGCAGAUUUCAGGUACCAGGGGAGAUUGAAGGUGAGAUAGCUGAGUAUGGAACGCGUCAAGUACUAAAGAAGAUCCUAACAGAUCGUAUUCCAGGGCCCCCUCUCCUACCCAAGGGUAACCCUUUCGGCAUUUCAAGCGAUUUUCUUUCCUCCACAUUACCUUCUUGGCUUUCGGAGGAUGAUCUAAGUUUCUAUGCCGACAAGUAUGACCAGAAAGGCUUCACUGGAGGACUCAAUUACUACCGAGCUUUAGAUUUAAACUGGGAUCUUACGGCUGCAUGGGACGGAGCACAGGUGAAGGUGCCGGUGCAGUUCAUAGUUGGUGACCUAGACAUGAUUUACACUACUCCAGGAGUGAAGGAGUAUGUUCAUGGAGGAAGCUUCAAGAGGGAUGUGCCGUUACUUGAUCAAAUUAUUGUAGUGGAAGGAGCUGGCCACUUCAUUAAUCAAGAAAAACCAGAGGAAAUCAAUGCCCACAUCCUUCAUUUCAUUAACAAGUUUCAAGUGAACAACAUUGCUUAGGUUUUCUUCACU
Messenger RNA from Impatiens glandulifera, 987 nucleotides. RefSeq names its product epoxide hydrolase A-like. Lineage: Eukaryota; Viridiplantae; Streptophyta; Magnoliopsida; Ericales; Balsaminaceae. Gene Ontology annotation, molecular function: hydrolase activity. Bases 1 to 975 code for a protein of 324 amino acids. The transcript is spliced from 3 exons. The record is from RefSeq and is a predicted model, not a curated record.